Molecule: messenger RNA, 2279 nt
Organism: Euleptes europaea (tarantolino)
Lineage: Eukaryota; Metazoa; Chordata; Lepidosauria; Squamata; Sphaerodactylidae
Gene: DCBLD2
Product: discoidin, CUB and LCCL domain containing 2
Exons: 16
Coding region: 1-2238 (745 amino acids)
Source: RefSeq, a predicted model, not a curated record
AUGGUGAGCGGCCCGGGCCGCCCGUUCCCCGCGGGGGCCCGGCAGGCGCUGGCCUCCCUCCUCCUGCUGCUGCUCCUGCUGCUCCGGCGGGACGCGGCGGCUCAGAAAGGUGAUGGUUGUGGACAUACAGUGUUUGGUCCUGAAAGUGGAACUUUUACAUCAAUUAAUUACCCAUACACCUACCCCAAUAACACAGUAUGUGAAUGGGAGAUUCGAGUAAAGCCUGAGCAGAGAGUUCAGCUCAAAUUUGGGCAUUUUGAUAUUGAUGAUUCAGAUUCUUGCCAUUUUAGUUAUGUGAGAGUUUAUAAUGGAAUCGGACCUACAAGGACUGAGAUAGGAAAAUACUGUGGUUUAGGCUUACAAAUGGACAGUUUAAUUGAAUCAAGGAGUAAUGAAGUUACAGUACAAUUCAUGAGUGGCAUACACUUUUAUGGGCAUGGAUUUCUUGCAUCCUAUUCAACCACUGAAAAACCAGAUUUAAUAACCUGCUUAGACACUGCAAGUCACUUUUCUGAUCCAGAAUUUAGUAAGUAUUGUCCAGCUGGAUGUGUGCUUCCUUUUGCUGAAAUUUCUGGGACUGUUCCUCAUGGCUAUCGAGAUUCUUCUUCACUUUGCAUGGCUGGCGUGCAUGCUGGAGUGGUGUCCAAUGUUCUGGGAGGUCAGAUAGAUGUUGUAAUCAGCAAAGGCAUUCCAUACUACGAAAGUUCUCAGGCAAACAAUGUCACAUCAAAAAUGGGGCCACUGUCUUCAGGUCUCUUCACUUUCAAAACUAGUGGUUGCUACGGGACACUAGGAAUGGAGUCUGGAGUAAUUGCUGAUUCACAGAUAAAUGCAUCAUCAUUUCUAGAAUGGCCUGAGCAGAUUGGCCAGCCAAAUAUCUGGAGACCAGAAAGAGCCAGAUUGAAAAGGCCUGGACAUUCUUGGGCAGCUCUUACCAAUGAUGAAUAUCAGUGGUUGCAAAUAGACCUAAACAAAGAGCAGCGAAUAACAGGUAUCAUUACAACUGGCUCCACCUUAGCAGAGUACUAUUAUUAUGUCUCUGCCUACAGGAUUCUGUACAGCAGCGAUGCACAGAAGUGGACGGCGUACCGAGAACCUGGUGUUGAGCGGGAUAAGAUAUUUCAAGGCAACACUGGAUAUUAUCAAGAAGUUCGCAAUAACUUCAUUCCACCCAUUAUUGCUCGUUUUGUUAGGAUAAAUCCUUUGAAAUGGCACCAAAAAAUUGCACUGAAAGCGGAACUGUUAGGAUGUCAGUUUAACAAUGUUCGGGCUCCAGUGCACCCACCGCCCAGGAGCAACAAUGACUUUCCCUUGCAGACUGAUAAAACAACCUUCACACCCGAGAUCAAGAAUACAAGAGUAACUCUAAGUGAAACUGAAGUUUGGGCUCCAAGACUUAGAAUACCCCUACCACCCAGGAACAGCAAUGACUUUCCCUUGCAGACUGAUAAAACAACCUUCACACCAGAGAUCAAGAACACGACAGUAACUCCAAGCGUAACCAAAGUUUCAGAUGUGGCAUUGGUAGCUGUUCUGGUUCCUGUCUUGGUCAUGGUCUUUACAACCCUCAUCUUGAUCACAGUUUGCGCCUGGCAUUGGAGAAAUAGAAAGAAAAAAACAGAAGGAACGUAUGAUAUACCAUACUGGGAUCGCGCAGGCUGGUGGAAAGGAAUGAAGCAGUUUCUUCCUGCCAAGUCAGCAGAGCAUGAGGAAAUGCCUGUUCGUUAUAGCAGCAGUGAAGUGAAUUGCCUUAGAUCAAGAGAAGUUACAACCAUGUUACAAACACAGUCUGCAGAGUACGCACAACCAUUGGUGGGAGGAAUUGUUGGCACACUUCAUCAGAGGUCUACCUUUAAACCAGAAGAUGGGAAGGAAACAAGCUAUGCCGAUAUGGAUCCUUACAACUCACCCGAGCAAGAGAUUUAUCAUGCAUACGCUGAACCACUACCGGUAUCAGGACCAGAGUACGCAACGCCAAUAGUGAUGGAUAUGUCGGUUCAUCCUGCAGCCCCUCCAGGCAUUUCUUCUGUGUCUACUUUCAAGGCUUCAGGGAAUCCAGCCCCUCCCAUAGCGGGAGCUUACAAUAAACUCGUUUCCAGGGCAGACAGUUCGUCACCUACGCAAGUACUGUACGAUACACCCAAGGGGAUGCCAGGACUCAAUCCCUCAGAUGAAUUGUUAUACCAGGUACCACAGAUCAUGCCACAUUCCACAGGAAGUAAAGAAGACAUUAGUUAGAGAACUUCUAAAUAUUAAAUCCUUUGAAGAUGACUUUUUUU